Molecule: messenger RNA, 2639 nt
Organism: Pseudo-nitzschia multistriata
Lineage: Eukaryota; Bacillariophyta; Bacillariophyceae; Bacillariales; Bacillariaceae
Source: the annotation of a GenBank genome assembly
CGUGAUUUUUAGAUGAUUCUUCGUUCGUCGUUUCGUACAGUACAAGUACACGUAGCGAUUGUACUGUAUUCGUGAUCGACCGUGAUGCCGAAGAAAGAAAUCAAUCUAUCUCACUCAAUCAUGCAUCAAGUUUGAACGACGGAACCAAAGAACAGGAAAACGACCAACGAACAUGACAAAAUUACAGGUAGCGUUUCUUUUGGCAGGUGCGAUGGCAUUUCCCUGCURUGCGUUCCAGAGUGGUGGUACCCUUCGUAAUCAACACCUCCUUGGUGAUUGCGCCAACGCAGCGGGGAGGGCCAGUGCUGUUGCUUGCUCGGCAUCCAGGCGGGACGUGUUUUCGCAGMUUUUUGUUCCGGCUACCCUGGCAUCAGUGGCGCUGCUAGCUCCCGCUGAACAACCCGCUUUCGCUGCCAAUGACGAGGACCUCACCGCAAAAAUGUUCAACGCCGAUGGGUCUCUGAAGGAAGGCGUGGAGUCCGAGGUAAAAUUCAGGGACGUGAGUUUYAAGUGGGACCAAUCGGAUGCMUUCGCAAUGAAUGAGGACGGUACUAACGUACAAGAAACCAAAUCUGGAUCCCAGUAUGAACUAUCCUAYCAGUAUCCGAUGCGCUGGUCGGACGGCAAGGACGGGGAUCCGAUUUACUUUGACAGGUCCGAGGGAAUCAAUCGAAAAGCAGCCAAGCGCAUCACCGUCUUUCAGGCUCCAGGAUCGGUGACGCCAGAUCGGCUCGAGAAAGCUACUACUAUCGGGGUGGCAAAGGCRAUCGAUGCCCCRCAGGAACUCUCUCGACUUUACAAAGCCGACGUCGUUUCCGGAAGAACCGUAGAAAAAGGAAACCAGAAAUAUUUCGAAUUCGACAUGGCGUCUGCUCCAGAUACGUGCGGAGAUAGCAAGGAAAAUCUUGGUCUAGGAUUCUGCCCUUAUGGUAAGUUAAAUUUCAUGUCCUAUCGUGUUGGCCAGUAGCUGCUUUGGUAAUGACGUGACAGUGCGAUGGUCAUCUGUUUGUAUCGAUUCUUGAAGACCCGUGUCGUGACAGCACGUACGGUAAUCUAGUYRGACGUCCAUUUCGUUCUCCCAUCGUCGCGUCUUCGAUACUCAAACUAACGCUGCUUUCAUUUUUUCCAGAUGAUUUGUUCCUCCUCUCCGCAACUGUCGUGAACGACCGUUUGUAUUGCAUGGUGGUAGAAUGCGACAGCACGAAAGUUUGGAAACAAGAAUCGAAGGAAUUGAAACGAGCGAGAUCAACGUUUGUGGUCGAUGAAGCGACGGCGUAAAAAGUAGAAACGAAAGAACCAUUAUCAAUCAACGUUUCAGUUUGCGACUAACUGCAUUCAAUUGGGGAAACCCGUUUGAUGUCACUCGAUUUUGUUUGUCCUGGGUUCUGUCUCCCACCGAGUAAUUCUUUCUUCACCGUUUUUAUCCAAAAAGUUAGGCAUCUGAUAUUUGCUAUGAAACGCUCUAACUUGGCACGAAGUAAUACAUAAAACAUAUUUGGGUGAUAGUAAUAAUAGUGGAUAGAUUAUGUUUUCGUUCCCUACAUAAAAAUCUUUGCUUCUACCAAAAUAGCAGGCGCCGACCAAUGUACCGUUAGAUUAUUCGCUCGCCAUGAUUGAUUGAAAUGAAAAGAAUUCGAGUGCUUCUUUUUUGGUUUUUUAGUUCGAUGAGGUACAAAUAGCAGACACCGGCAAACAAUAUAGUCUGCCGAGUGUUUUGCCCGCGAUUGCGUUUGUUGUUUGAUUGGUUUCUUGUUUUUCAAGUUUUUCUUGUUUUGUUGUUGAUCUUUUUCUUUCAAAUAAAUUGACAUUCCAUCUUGUGCUGACUCGAUCGCCAGUCAUACACUUGGCAUAACUUGCUGCAGUACUUGGCUCUACAGCACCGGCUGCACAUUUUCAUUCUCGCGACGCGAUCCACUUCUACGCCGUUUUCGUUCCAGGCCAAAGCCUGGGUAACCUUAGGAGAAGGCGACAAACCCACACGACGAUCUUUUGAGAGGUAGACCGCCACCGAGUCGAAAGCGUGGUAAUGUGGCCUUCGAUGCAAUCGACCGAAGCCAAGGCUGUUGCUAUUGUUCGUACCAAGAAGUCUUUGGAUUCCCCCUCCACGAUGAGGGGAAAGUGUUCCUUCUUCGUUAUUGUUUGAAGGAGACAAUGUGUCCAGCAUGUUCUCGUCCACGUCGUACGUGGGCUGGACUUGAGCUGCUGCUGAUCUGCGCAUUCGCAGGUUUACUUUUGAGUUAUUCRCACAACCGCUGUUGCUUGACGCUUUGUAAGCCCAUUUUCCGCAGAGCGGAUUCCAGCAGUGACUGGUAUUCAUUCCUCUGAGCUCAGCUGAGUUGACAUAGUCACGCAGGAGCAGACGGUUCAAGCCGACCGGAUCCAAAUGUCUGCGGAGUUCGUCCGCAUUAGGUUCUCCGAAACGUUCCUUCAUCUCCCGAGCUGGAAGGAUUUCUUGUAAUGCUGGAAAGUAUUUUUUUGCUGCUGCAAUUUCCAUAAACUUUGCAGCCUCGUCGGCAAGCGCAUCACGAAGUAUGAUUCCCAAAGUGUAAGAAGAACGGACAAAGCCUCGGGUCGAGGCUAUUUUCAACAUGAGAAUGCCGUUCUUCAAAUCCUGAUAACAAUAACAUUUUACAAUGCCC